AUGGAAUUAAUUUAUAUCAAAUUUUCUCUAAGGAGUAGAAUUGAAAAAUAGCAAAUUUGCAAAGGGUUUUAGAACUUAAGUAGAGAUUCUUAUCCUUUUAUCCAUAAUAAGGAACAAUAAGGCUCAAGAAAGACAAAAGAGUAUUUUCAUUGAUUUAUUUUAUGCAAGAUUGAUUGAGAUUAGCUAUAAAGAAAAAAUAACCCUUCACACAAGUAUGAAACUUGUCUUCCAAGAGGUUGUUCAUAGUAAUACAUCAUUCACAUCUAUUAUUAUUAUUAUCUUUUAUUUUGUUGAUACAGCAGAAAAUCGACGAAGAGUUUUAAGCUCCUCUUACAGAUUAUUUCUUACUUGUGUACCCAAUCAAUUUGGCUAAUUUUCUAGGGUCCUCUUUAGACCUAGAUGAUUUGUGUGAAUUUAAAAUCCUAAAUGUCCAAGAGUGUGGAGUCAGAAAAGAGUUAAAGACUCUCUUCGCACACUCAAGUGAUACCUUUCGAAGAUGGGCCUAAAUACCAUGUCACCUGAAUAGUUCAAGUCUGGGUGAGAGCUGAAGGAGAAAAUAGGAAUUAGGAAAAUUCUAAAAGAUCUGAGGUAAAAUGAAAAUGUAUUUAAAGGAUAAUAUAAGUAUACGAACAAAAAAACAUAGACUGAGGCUAGUAAAGAAGCACUUGAGGCCAAACCUAAGUUAGAGACUUGAUAACCUGGACAUAAAGUCAAAUUACCGCUAACAACUCAGCCCUCAUAAGCGAAUAAUUGGAGAUAAGAAAAGGAUAGGGAAGGGGCACUAUAGCCCUUUACAAAGCUUCUCAAACACAGCCUCUAGUAUGCGGUCAAUUUCGAAAAUUGUUUUAAACUUAUUCAUUUCGAUAAUUACUAUUUAUUCUCAACAACUUUUAACUUUUUUUUGCUUCAUAUUUUUAAUUUCUCCAUAUUUUCAUUAAUUAAUAAAUAAUUUCCCUUGUAUAGAUAUUUAAUUUUUAUACAUUUUGUUCCUUCUACCUAUUUUAUGA
Molecule: messenger RNA, 1007 nt
Organism: Paramecium octaurelia
Lineage: Eukaryota; Ciliophora; Oligohymenophorea; Peniculida; Parameciidae
Source: the annotation of a GenBank genome assembly